GCACACUGCUUUGCAUGGCUGUGCUGUGCACAGCCAUGCAAAGCAGUGUGCUUACAGUAAAGCACUAACACACAGCCCCUAGUAAAACAGCACACAGUUAACCCUUUGAUCGCCCCACAUGUUAACCCCUUCCUGCCCAAUGCCAUUAGUACAGUGUCAGUGCUUUUUAUUAGCACUGAUCACUGUAUUGGUGUCACUGGGGAUGUCAGUGAAACCAAGUCAGUUCCCCCCAGUGUCAGAAUGCCCACCGCAGUCCAAUAGUUGAGCUAUAAGUCACUGAUCACUGCCAUUACUAGUAUAAAAAUA
Staurois parvus is the source of this 306-nucleotide messenger RNA. NCBI's taxonomy places the organism in Eukaryota, Metazoa, Chordata, Amphibia, Anura, Ranidae. The record is from the annotation of a GenBank genome assembly.